UUUUUUUUUUUUUUUGUGUUAGUGAAAAAGACAAAAUGAAGUUUUUACUGCUAAUGUUCCUUGUUCAUCAGUCUUCGGGCGUUAUUUAUCAUUUAAAUUUCACGGAGUACAGCAAAAUGCCGGAGCUGUAUCACAUGGACGACUAUGACACGUGCGUCGUGGAGCCGGGGGGGACUUACUGCCUUUUCGACGCCGAUCUCUACUCGAAAGACAACUCCGAACUCAUGGAAAUGAUAAAGGAAUACACAGCCUAUGAAGUGAAGCAUUUCAACCAUACAGUCGUGCAUCGAGCGUUGUGCGUCCAGAAAACUUGUAAAGACUUCAUGCAGAACAGGAGUCUUGAAAACGAGGAGGACUUAAAAGCCGUCCUUGAGGCGUGCGUCGAUGACGAGCUGUGGAAAGGAUACAAGCUUAACGCCAGGUUAUCCGAAAUAACAUACUGCAAAAAACACGGUGAAAAGAGUUCCCUCAGCAUCGGAGACUACGUGGUCGGAGCUGUCUAUCUGAUAUUGAUCAUUUUGAACGCGGCUGGGACAUCAUACGACAUCCUAAAGGGCGAGAAAACAGGGAACCCGUACUUAAUGGCGUUUUCCUUGCGCAAAAACUGGCGUAAGCUGGUGGCGCCCAGCGGAAAGGGCCCCGAGCCUAGGCUCAACAGGCUCAAGAUUUUCAACGGUCUGAGGGCGAUGACGAUGAUUUGCGUGUUUUUCUCCCACACGGCCCUGGUACUGGCAUACACCUACCUCAAGAAUCCCUACUACAUCGAAACGUCAUACGAUGAUCCUGCAAAAUACAUCUUGUUCAACGGUAACCUGGUGACGUACACGUUCUUCGUAAUGUCCGGAUUCCUACUGGCGUUCAACUUCGAGCUUCACGCCGAGAAGCACCGAGUCAGUCUGUGGGACUGGCCUAAAGGCAUGCUGAUGCGAUGGCUGAGGUUAGGUCAUAGUCAAAUAGGAUAG
Messenger RNA from Cydia splendana, 962 nucleotides. RefSeq lists its product as uncharacterized. The coding region runs from base 36 to 962 and encodes 308 amino acids. Lineage: Eukaryota; Metazoa; Arthropoda; Insecta; Lepidoptera; Tortricidae. The record is from RefSeq and is a predicted model, not a curated record. The transcript has 8 exons.